Chara braunii is the source of this 908-nucleotide messenger RNA. NCBI's taxonomy places the organism in Eukaryota, Viridiplantae, Streptophyta, Charophyceae, Charales, Characeae. The record is from the annotation of a GenBank genome assembly.
AGGUGAUCGGGAGGUGCUUCGGCCAGGUCGGUGGGGAGAUGGUGGGGAGGUGCUUCGGUAGGCUCGCUGGGGAGGUGCUUCGGCCGGCUCGGUGGGGAGAUGCUUCGGCCGGCUCAGUGGGAGGUGAUGGGGAGGUGCUUCAUCCAGGUCGAUGGGGAGGUGGUGGCAAGGUGCUUCGGUAGGCUCGGUGGGGAGGUGCUUUGGCCGGCUUGGUGGGGAGGUGGUGGGGAGGUGCUUCGGUCGGCUCGGUGGGGAGGUGCUUCGGACGGGUCGGUGGAGAGGUGGUGGGGAGGUGCUUCGACCGGCUCGGUGGGGAGGUGGUGGGGAGGUGCUUCGGCCGGCUCGGUGGGGAGUUGGUGGGGAAGUGCUUGUGGAGAGGUGGUGGGGAGGUGCUUCGACCGUCUCGGUGGGGAGGUGGUGGGGAGGUGCUUCGGCCGGCUCGGUGGGGAGUUGGUGGGGAAGUGCUUCGGCCGGCUCGGUGGGGCAGUGGUGGGGACGUGCUUCGGCCGAGUCGGUGGGGAAGUGGUGGGGAGGUGCUUCGGGUGGCUUGGUGGGGAGGUGGUGGGGAGGUUCUUCGGUAGGCUCGGUGGGGAGGUGCUUCGGCCGGCUCGGUGGAGAGGUGGUGGGGAGGUGCUUCGGCCAGGUGGUGGGGAGCUGCUUCGGCCGGCUCAGUGGGGAGGCGGUGGGGAGCUGCUUCGGCCGUCUCGGUGGAGAGGUGGUGGGGAGGUGCUUCGGUACACUAGACGGGGAGGUGGUGGGGAGUGCCGGCUCGGUGGGGAGGUAGUGGGGAUGUGCUUCGGCCGGCUCGGUGGGGAGGUGCUUCGGCUGGCUCGGUGGGGAGGUGGUGGGGAGGUGCUUCGGUAGGCUCGGUGGGGAGGUGGUGGGGAGGUGCCACGGCCGGCUCUGUA